CCUUUCCGUCAUCACAUCACGCCUUUUCCUUUGGACAACGCACUCCACCACAGCAAUAAUGGGCGACCGACGACCGCGACGACCUGACCAUAGGGAUAGAGACCCUAGAGACGACCGCUCUCGCAACGACAGACCUCGUGAUCGUGAUCGUGACCGAGAUCGCAGACCAUACCGCUCGCGCUCACGCGAUCGAGACCGACGUCGCUCGAGAUCACCAGGACGUGACCACAGAGGGCCAGCUGCGGGAAGAGAUCGCGACUAUGCGCAUAGACCACGGCAUGGAGACCGCGAUGUAAGACGUCACGACGAAAGCGACGACAGGGACCGAAGUCACCACCGCAGAGACGAUGACUGGCGAAGGAACGACGACAGAGGCGAACGGGCCGGCCCUCGCAGACGGGCCGAUGGAGACGAGGAUCUCGACAGGAAAGGAGACCUGCCGAGCCGUCGCUCGCCUUCUCCAGACAGGAAAGCCAACAACAAGCCGCCCAGACCAGAACCGAUGGACGAAGAUGGACACGGCGAUGAGGACGAGCCCGCCGCGGACGACGAGGAGGCCGCCAUGGCCGCCAUGCUGGGCUUCGGUGGCUUUGGCACGACCAAGAACAAAAAGGUUCGGGGCAACGACGUGGGCGCUGUGCGCAAGGAGACCAAGAGCGAGUACAGGCAGUACAUGAACCGCCAGGGUGGGUUCAACAGGCCGCUGAGUCCAGGACGGUAGCAUUGUUUCGACGAAAUCAUCAUAAUUCACACGAGAUCACGACAGUUGCUAGUUCAGUUAGGGCGUGU
This is a messenger RNA of Emericellopsis atlantica, 789 nucleotides long. RefSeq lists its product as uncharacterized. Lineage: Eukaryota; Fungi; Ascomycota; Sordariomycetes; Hypocreales; Bionectriaceae. Gene Ontology annotation, biological process: RNA splicing. The transcript has 2 exons. Bases 59 to 721 code for a protein of 220 amino acids. The record is from RefSeq and is a predicted model, not a curated record. Gene Ontology annotation, cellular component: precatalytic spliceosome.